Penicillium bovifimosum is the source of this 1050-nucleotide messenger RNA. Its product is annotated as putative mitochondrial carrier protein (Pet8). Gene Ontology annotation, molecular function: S-adenosyl-L-methionine transmembrane transporter activity. Gene Ontology annotation, cellular component: mitochondrial inner membrane. The record is from RefSeq and is a predicted model, not a curated record. The transcript has a single exon. Lineage: Eukaryota; Fungi; Ascomycota; Eurotiomycetes; Eurotiales; Aspergillaceae. The coding region runs from base 1 to 1050 and encodes 349 amino acids.
AUGGCCCAACAUGAAGGAGAGCCAUUGGUCUCCUCCCUGUGGACGAGGUCAUUGAUCGUACGCAACCUUCUCCAAGCUCCUCCCGAACACCCACUAACAGCUCACCAGUCCGGCGCCAUCGCAGGCCUUACAGUCGACUGCUCCCUGUAUCCCCUGGACACCAUCAAGACCCGCCUCCAAAAAGCCCGCGACCACACCGCACCCCAAACCCGCGUUUCCCUACGCCAAACCUUCCGCGGCAUCUACGCCGGCCUCCCAUCCGUCCUCUUCGGCUCCGCCCCCUCUGCCGCCUCCUUCUUCAUAGUCUACGACGGAGUCAAGCGCUCUCUCCUCCCUCCGCAAACCCCCGGCACCCAACCAAACCCCCAAUCCCGCACACACAUAAUCUUCACCCACUCGCUCGCCUCCUCGCUCGGCGAAAUCGCCGCAUGCGCCGUCCGCGUCCCAACGGAAGUAAUCAAACAGCGCGCUCAGGCCGGUCUUUUCGGCGGCUCCAGUCUCCUCGCCCUAAAGGACAUCCUCUCUCUCCGCCACGCUGCGCCAUCCACAACCGCCUCCGGCACCGCACAGCGCGGCUAUGGCCAGGUCAUCCGCGAGCUGUACCGUGGCGCGGGUAUCACCAUCGCCCGCGAAAUCCCCUUCACCGUGUUGCAAUUCACGAUGUGGGAGUCCAUGAAGGAAGCAUACGGCAAGCGGUAUCUCAGAUCUGCAGAGACGGCCUCGUCUAUCGUCGAGACGCAGAUCCCGGCUUCUACGAGUGCGAUGUUCGGUAGUGUGGCUGGUGCUAUUGCGGCUGGUCUGACGACGCCGUUGGAUGUUAUCAAGACGCGGGUUAUGCUUGCAAGGCGGGGUGAUGGUGGUGUUGAAGCGCCGGUAAGAGUCAAGGAGAUUGUGCGUGGGAUUGCGCGUGAAGGACCUGGGGCUUUCUGGAGGGGGAUUACGCCGCGUGUGACGUGGAUUGGAAUUGGAGGGGCGGUUUUCUUGGGGAGUUAUCAGUAUGCGUCGAAUACGCUUGAGGGUCGGAGGGAGGUUGUGGAGAAGGGGAUUUGA